This is a messenger RNA of Onthophagus taurus, 2035 nucleotides long. RefSeq names its product H/ACA ribonucleoprotein complex non-core subunit NAF1. Lineage: Eukaryota; Metazoa; Arthropoda; Insecta; Coleoptera; Scarabaeidae. Gene Ontology annotation, biological process: ribosome biogenesis; pseudouridine synthesis; box H/ACA snoRNP assembly. Gene Ontology annotation, cellular component: sno(s)RNA-containing ribonucleoprotein complex. Gene Ontology annotation, molecular function: RNA binding. The record is from RefSeq and is a predicted model, not a curated record.
CCGUCAUAUGUCAAAAUGGCUGUUUUUGAAGUCUAACAAACAUGUGCCCAAGAUAUCGUCAAAUUUAAUUCAUUUCAAAGGUAAAAACACCUUUACACUUAACGCUAAACUCUACACCCAUUAAACCCCAUCCUUCACGUAUCGAAACACUCCCAUUAAAAAGCGUUCGUCACGAACAACGUGUGCUCCGAAAAAAUGGGCGAUUCCGCUGAUGAGGUUACGAAAAAAAUUGAGCAAACGAGCCUCGUUGAGGAGUCCGAUUCCGAAGGAAACGUUAAAGAAUUAAAUCCUCCCGUUAAAAAAGAAAGUAAAGCGGAUGAUUCCGCCGUUGAUUUAAAAUGCGAUAAAAGUUCGACGGAAGAUUCGGACGGGAAUAGUACCGAGGUGGAAUCCUCUGAUGAUACCCUCACAGAGACAUCUACGUUUAGUGCUAAUUGCAAAGACAAUAAUGUGGAUACGGCGAAUGAAAAUUCCACAUCAAAUGGCUGUGUAAAGGAAAAGAACGAGAAAAGUGAUGUUAUUCGAGGGAAUUCAUCGCUGUGUAAUCUUUUGGUUUACGGAACUGAUGAAAGUUCCGAAAGCGAAUCUUCCUCCGAUUCCGAAUCGUAUGAAUCUCUUGGAUUAUCCGAUAAUGAUGAUGAAUGUGCAGCUAAAAGCGUUGAAUUCGUGGAGAAAACGACCGUCCGAGAAACAGUAAGGACAUUAGGUGAAUUAAGUAUUGAUGAUUUACCUCCGGUUCCUGAUUUAUCCCACACUGAUAUAAACGUCCCUGAAGGAGAAUGUGUUCAUAUGGGAAAUGUGGCAGCUAUAAUUGAUCGAUUAGUUACAGUGGAUUCUCUCCCGAACAUGCCAGCUUACGAUUUGGACACAUUACUUUUCGUGGAAAACGGAAAAAAGCCUUUGGGUUAUGUCUACGAUGUAAUGGGACCCGUAACACAUCCAGUUUAUGUGAUUCGUUUUAAUAACAGAGAAGAAAUCGAUAGUUUAGAUGUUAAAAAAGGUCUUCCUGUGUAUUCAGCCCCGAAAACACAACACACCCAAUACGUUUUCUUGGAUAAACUCAUGCAAACUAAAGGGAGUGAUGCUUCUUGGACCGGGGACAACGAGGUUCCCGUUGAAUUAGCCGAAUUUUCCGAUGACGAAGAGGAACGGAAAUUCCGUCGUGGAAAAGGCGGUGAUACCCGAAAACGCAACAGCAUCGAACGCCACAAAGAAUUUGAGAAGGAUAUGAACGUAAAGAAUAUCAUUGAUUCUCGUUUACACAGGAUUCGAGAUAGUUUUGAGCCAACAUCGAAAAGGCACGCUCCGAGCGCGACGGUUACCAAUAAACCGGGCUUCCAUUUCCGGCCGGGUACAACCACGGCCCCCCCAGUCUUCAGCUUCGCCCACCCGCCCCCCGUGGGUCCCAAUGUGCCUUCCUUUGGCCCUUUCGUAGCGUCUCCUUUCGUCCAACUUCCCCAAUAUCCCGUUGGGGCCCCUUAUGUAACAGCUCCCGUUUUACGGGGGAUGCCGCCAAUGCAAAAUGUAGCUCCGUUUGUACCGAGCGUCCCACCACCUCCUUUACCUCAUACAAUGGCUUCUCCGAUAAGGCCCCCAACGAUGCCACCUGUGAUGGCUCCCCCACCUACUUUGGAGCAACAAAAACAUCGAGGUCUUGCACCUAGAGUAUUGUUCCCUACGGAAAUGGGACUGCCAAGACCUCGAGGGACUUUUGUACCGUUUUAUAACCCGGGGGUUGCGAAUGUUUGGAGUUACCAACAUAGUAUGCCCCCACCCAGUCACCAGGUGAGACCGCCAAGAGGGUAUUACCCCCGAAAUUCAUGGACCUAAAUUGGUUUGGUUAUUACUUUGAGAGAAUGUACAUUUAAUUUCUAAUAAUUGUGAAACUAUUAGGUCAGUAUUAUUUUUAGAUGAAGCGGGGGAUGUAUUAAGAGGUUUUUGUACGGUGUACCUUGAUAAACCAUUUUUAUUUUUCCAAAAUGAGGUGCUUUCGUUUGUAUAAUUUCUUCAUUUGUAAAGUUAUGUUAUAAAUAUG